Messenger RNA from Cetraspora pellucida, 397 nucleotides. Lineage: Eukaryota; Fungi; Glomeromycota; Glomeromycetes; Diversisporales; Gigasporaceae. The record is from the annotation of a GenBank genome assembly.
AAUAGACUAUAUCUUGGCUGAUGACUUAUUAAUCUCAUAUUUAUACAAAUUCAAACUCGACAACUCAUUAUCAUCAACAAAUAGUGAUCAUCAAAUACUAAUAUCUACUUGUAAAUUUUCAUUCACUAUAUCUAAAGCUAGAGACAAAAACAGAUGUAAAAGAAGAACAUAUAACUACAAAGUGAUAACUAAAGAAAACUGUGAAGAAUUUUCAAACCAAGUUAAGACCAAUAUGAUAGAAUAUCAAGUACCAACAACAACAGAUACUACAAAAAGUCUUGAACAAACAUGGCACAAAAUAGAUACCUGUAUAACUAAAGCAGCUCUUAAACACAUCACAAACAAAAAAUAUAUUAUUAAAAACUUUUUUCAUAACUUUACACCAAAAGCCACAUAA